CUGCGGCCUCGGCGCCGGCGGGGCGGGGGCGUAGGAGGCUCGGCGCGGCCGCCCCGCAGGGCCGCGGUAUGGGGCGGGUGCAGCUCUUCGAGGUCCGCCUGAACCACGGCCGCGUAGUCUACAGCCCGGGGGAGCCGCUGGUGGGGGCUGUGCGCGUGCGCCUGACGGCGCCGCUGCCCUUCCGAGCCAUCCGUGUGACCUGCACGGGGUCCUGCAGGGUCUCCAACAAGGCCAACGACUCAGCCUGGGUGGUGGAGGAGAGCUACUUCAACAGUGCUCUGUCUCUGGCCGACAAGGGGAGCCUGCCUGCUGGAGAGCACAGCUUCCCCUUCCAGUUCCUGCUUCCUGCCACGGCUCCCACGUCCUUUGAGGGCCCUUUCGGGAAGAUUGUACACCAGGUUCGGGCCACCAUCGACACACCACGUUUUUCCAAGGAUCACCAGUGCAGCCGUGUGUUCUACAUCUUGAGCCCCCUGAACCUGAACAGCAUCCCAGACAUCGAGCAACCCAAUGUGGCCUCCACCACCAAGAAGUUCUCCUACAAGCUGGUGAAGACGGGCAGCGUGGUCCUCACAGCCAGCACUGACCUCCGAGGCUACGUGGUAGGGCAGGUGCUGCGGCUGCAGGCGGACAUUGAGAACCAGUCAGGCAAGGACACCAGCCCGGUGGUGGCCAGUCUGCUGCAGAAAGUGUCCUACAAGGCCAAGCGCUGGAUUUACGACGUGCGGACCAUCGCCGAGGUGGAGGGGGCCGGCGUCAAGGCCUGGCGGCGGGCUCAGUGGCAGGAGCAGGUCCUGGUGCCCGCCCUGCCCCAGUCCGCCCUGCCGGGCUGCAGCCUCAUCCAUGUGGACUACUAUCUGCAGGUCUCCCUGAAACAACCGGAAGCUGUUGUGACGCUCCCGGUCUUCAUCGGCAACAUUGCUGUGAACCACGUCCCACUGAGCCCCCGGCCAGGCCCCGGCCUGGUGGUGCCCUCAGCCCCGCCCCAGGAGGAGGCAGAGGCUGUGGCCAGCGGCCCUCACUUCUUCUCCGAUCCUGUCUCUCUCUCCACCAAGAGCCACUCCCAGCAGCAGCAGCCGCCUGCAGCCCUUGGCUCUGUGCCCCACAGUGCCCCAGAACCCCGUCCUCAGGAUGGCAGCCCCGCCCCACACCCUCUGCCCCCUCCCUUGUGCAUCUCCACAGGUGCCACCGUGCCCUACUUUGCAGAGGGUUGUGGAGGUCCGGUGCCCACCUCCAGCACCCUGAUCCUCCCCCCGGAGUACAGCUCGUGGGGCUACCCCUAUGAGGCCCCGCCGUCCUACGAGCAGAGCUGUGGUGGUGUGGACCCUGGCUUGACCCCAGGGAGCUGACCCCAUGCCACCUCGUCUGGAUGGGCGGCCCUCUGCCCUGGGACUGGGCUCCCAGGACCUCGUGCCUUCACUCCUGGCCUGGCCCGGCCCACUCAGGACCCGCUGCUGCCCGCUCUUCCCGCGGCCUCUACCUCCAGAUCAGCCUCUGCCCCGGCCAGCCUCCUCAGCUCCCCAGCAGUUGGCCUCUCCCAGGGGGUUGGGGCCUAGAGAGACGCGGUGUAAAUAAAGUGCUUCAUUUGUA
Molecule: messenger RNA, 1590 nt
Organism: Dama dama (fallow deer)
Lineage: Eukaryota; Metazoa; Chordata; Mammalia; Artiodactyla; Cervidae
Gene: ARRDC1
Product: arrestin domain containing 1
Exons: 8
Coding region: 69-1349 (426 amino acids)
Biological process (GO): protein transport
Cellular component (GO): cytoplasm
Molecular function (GO): ubiquitin-like ligase-substrate adaptor activity; ubiquitin protein ligase binding
Source: RefSeq, a predicted model, not a curated record